Scomber japonicus (chub mackerel) is the source of this 1849-nucleotide messenger RNA. It is a transcript of the gene znf395a, whose product is annotated as zinc finger protein 395a. Gene Ontology annotation, biological process: regulation of transcription by RNA polymerase II. Gene Ontology annotation, cellular component: nucleus. The transcript is spliced from 10 exons. The record is from RefSeq and is a predicted model, not a curated record. Gene Ontology annotation, molecular function: DNA-binding transcription factor activity; RNA polymerase II cis-regulatory region sequence-specific DNA binding. Lineage: Eukaryota; Metazoa; Chordata; Actinopteri; Scombriformes; Scombridae. The coding region runs from base 94 to 1461 and encodes 455 amino acids.
CCUGCUGCAGCUGCUGGAAGUGAAGCCUUGGGACUACUGGUGCUGCUGGGGGGGUGUUGUUGUUUUUCUACUGGAGCUUCUCUCACUGCAGACAUGAUACCAAAGAACCGCCUGGGGAAGCGUUCUCCACUGGGGGCGCUAGUGAGCUCUACAGCCGGCCACCGAGCCGACCAGGAGACGGGCGAGACCAGCGUCAUCAUGGCAACGGCAGCAGCAGGAGGAGGGCAGCACACCGUCAGCAGGGUCAAAGGUCAUCCUGGACUAAAGGUGUAUUUUCAGUGCGGAGGAGCUUCAGGUGAAUCUUCAGGUUUGGUGGAUCAGAGCGAUGUUCCUGUGUGGUCUUCGUCUCAUCCCUCCUCCUCUUCCUCUUCCUCUCCGUCCUCCGUGCCUCACUCCGUCAUCAGAUCCGUCUCGUCCUGCAUCGACGUCCCCAGAAGUCAGAGGACUCCUGCAGACGUGGACAUGGAUGAGAUGAUGGCAGCGUUGGUUCUCAGCAGUUUGUCCUGCAGCCCGCUGCUGCACAACUCCGCCCAACCGGACCCAGCAGCUCCUCUCAUGGACUGUGGAGGCAGCGAGCUCUCCGACAGCGGCAGCAGCGGCUACUGGAGCGUCGGCCACGGCAACGGCAGCCCGGCCCACUCUCCACCAAUCGCAGAGCCCGACGCCGGCCCGGCCUCGCCCCCUGACGAAGGCCUGGACAUGGAGCUGGAGCAGGUGCUGUUUGACGAGCCGGCGCCACGGAGACGCAGGAACUCGGUGAAGGUGGCGUACAGGUGUCUGUGGCCGAGCUGCGGGAAAGUGCUGACGUCAGUGGUGGGAAUAAAACGACACAUCCGGACGACACACCUGUGCCGCGGCGGCGAGCACGAGCGUUGUUCCCGCAGCGAGGAGGAUUUCUACUACACCGAGAUCAACCAACAGCAGCAGCAGCCUCAGACUCCUCCUCUUCCCCUCCACUGCGGCCGCACCCAUUCUCCCACUUCCCCUAACUCGCUGUCCCCCUCCUCCCCUCCCAGCCCCCCACCUCCGUCCCCUCCGUCCCCUCAGUCCCCGUCUCAUCCGGCCUGCAGCGCUCUCAGUCGCUCCGCCCCUUCGUCCUCCGGCUUCUUCUGGCAGGUCCAAUCAGAGCACUCUUACCAGGCUCCGUCUCCGAGCCACGUGGAGCCGACACCACCAGCAGCAGCAGCAGCAGCAGCAACAGCAGCAGCAGCAACGGCAGCAGCUUUGACUACAGCUUCCUGUCGUUUGAUGGCCGCACCCACCACCUGCCACAGACAGGGUUUGUCAUUUCGGGCUCGCUCGGUCAGCGUCGGAGAGCAGUGGCUGCAGCAGCAGAGCGCCCCCUGCAGGAGGACUCGCGGUGAAGCCAAGAAAUGUCGUAAAGUUUACGGCAUCGAGCACAGAGACCAGUGGUGCACGGCCUGCCGCUGGAAGAAAGCCUGCCAACGCUUCCUGGACUGAACCGAGCGGCGGGCGAAAGAAAGAGAAGAAGAAGAGGUAGAAGAAGAAGAAGAAACAGAGAGGAAGAGAGAAGGACUGUGAGUGAGGAGCUGAAUCAGACCCUCAGCUUCACCUGGUGGAUGUUUUAUACUUUCUUAUAUCUGAAACCAGAAAUAUUUCCUUUUUGUACUCUUUCUACAUUUGCCACAUUUUUUUUUUUUUUUUUAAUUUGAAUCGUGUAUUUUGUAGAUUUGAUCAUCUUUUAAAGAACCUGUGUCCUGGUGCAGCUAUGUAUGACGUGACCUUUGACCUGGUCGCCUGAUGAGGGGGAGUUUUUUUUAACGUCCAGCCGACUCUCAGGAGAUUUAUAUCUAAUAUUGUUUCAUCAGCAGCAGAUUCAUACACAUUU